Messenger RNA from Prosopis cineraria, 940 nucleotides. Its product is annotated as thioredoxin M-type, chloroplastic-like. The record is from RefSeq and is a predicted model, not a curated record. NCBI's taxonomy places the organism in Eukaryota, Viridiplantae, Streptophyta, Magnoliopsida, Fabales, Fabaceae. Gene Ontology annotation, cellular component: cytoplasm. The transcript is spliced from 2 exons. Bases 151 to 675 code for a protein of 174 amino acids. Gene Ontology annotation, molecular function: oxidoreductase activity, acting on a sulfur group of donors, disulfide as acceptor; protein-disulfide reductase activity.
ACAAUCUUGCAUUGAUAUCCACUUACGGACAUAUUUCUUGAAUAUAAUUUUGUGGAAUCAAUCAAAUAUCAAGUAAUUACAAGAGGAGGAGGAGGAAAAGCCUGCGGAACCAUUUCAGUGAAGAAUUACAGCAGAAAGACAGAAGCAAGCAUGGCUCUGGAGAACUGUUUACGAGUGAGCACAGUGGGUAUGGCCAGACCUCAAUGCAUUCAUCCAUUUUCCUUGAGGCAAAAGCUUGCCCGCCCCAGUUUCAAAGGAUCCCAAUCAUCAGUAUCAAACCCCUCUCUUAACUUAACGACGAGUAAUUACAGAAGAUCCCGUUUUAUUUGCAAUGCCCGAGAAGCAAUUAACGAAGUUCGGGCAGUGACGGAUUCGACCUGGAAUAACCUGGUGAUAGCAAGUGAGACCCCAGUGCUGGUGGAGUUUUGGGCACCAUGGUGCGGACCGUGCAGGAUGAUAGCUCCUGUGAUUGAUGAAUUGGCUAAAGAGUAUGCCGGCAAAAUUGCAUGCUACAAGCUCAACACCGAUGACAGUCCAAACAUACCCACACAAUACGGAAUCAGGAGCAUACCAACAGUUCUCUUCUUCAAGAAUGGUGAGAAAAAAGAAAGCGUAAUUGGCGCGGUCCCCAAGUCCACCUUGUCCGCGACUCUGGAGAAAUAUCUAGAUAUCUGAACCACAAGAAGGAACUGGAAUUGAAUUGCAAUGAGAUUUUAGAUCCGUUGCUAUUUCUCAUUUUCUUCGAUUGAGAGCUAAUAUUAGUUUAUCGGGACGAUCGUUCCUUUCCUGGAUUCAACACAGAUAAUCUUUAUACCCUCUGUUUUUCCCUUUGCACUGAGGAAAAUGUUCAGUCUCUUCUCUCUUCUUAUUCGAACAUCUGUCAAGAUUUGUUUUGUAUAAAUCAUCCACCGUUUUUCCACAUCGGACUUCACCGAUGCCA